Messenger RNA from Verticillium alfalfae VaMs.102, 504 nucleotides. RefSeq lists its product as hypothetical. The transcript has 3 exons. The coding region runs from base 1 to 504 and encodes 167 amino acids. Lineage: Eukaryota; Fungi; Ascomycota; Sordariomycetes; Glomerellales; Plectosphaerellaceae. The record is from RefSeq and is a predicted model, not a curated record.
AUGCCUGCCACCAAAGUUGCCGUGACAAAGUUGACGAUCCGCAGCGAGGGCAAGAUGGUGUCCCUCGGGUCGACCAUCGAGAUCACGACCAUGACUGUGCGCAAGCCGAUCGAGUCGCUGCCGAUGGUGGAAGAUGUGGCGGCCGCAAUCCUCCGUUGGGAGAAAGAGAACCAGAAGGGCCUGGCAAAGUUGGCCGUACUCACCCGCCUCACUCCACACGGCGCUGACGUGGCCAAGCAGAGACGUGUUCAGGGCGUGGUGACGGGCUUGAAGAGUGGCGACGACGAUAACGACCACGGGUCGCGAACAAGCAGCCCGCGAUGCUGCGUUCGUCUUGGUCCAUCUGUUCGUCCUCGGAGAAUUCACGUCGCCAUUCCUCGAUGCUGCAACGGCUGCGCUGUAUCGUUUCCCACGACCGGCAGUUCGGGUAUGGAAACCCGUGACAUGGUCCGCGAGGCGUUGGAGUCGAACUUGAUGGUAUCGUGUAAACAGAGGGUGGGCUAG